CUGUCUGAUACUGCAGUCGGGGCGAACACCCUGUAGCCAAAGUUAUGCUUGUAAGUGCAAACAUUUAAAAGAUAUGCAUAUAGUUUCCACUUUGACACUGUAAACAGAUUAAAUUGCAGGUAAUCGGCAGUGUAUUGUGCAUUGCACGGUCUCACUACUAUCUGAUAGAUCUCGCCUUUACAACAGCAACGCUAGGAGCCCAGCCAACACAGUAGCAAUCGGACUUCACGUCGUGCAGUUAUCAAAACAGUUAUCAAAUAUCGUAACUGGGUAGAUUGUGGCGCAAGGACUGGAAGAGAAUGUUGAAGACUGUCGGACAGGCCCUCUUCUCCACUGGGCUACAGUACCCCAAACACAACGUGGAGAGCAAGGGUGAUGACUACGAGGUGCGUCGGUACGAGGCCACUAACUGGGUGAGCACGACCCUGAUGGGGAUGGAUGGAGACGCCGCCAUGAACGCUGGAUUCAGAAGACUCUUCAAGUACAUACAGGGGGAGAACGAGAGGGGUGAGAAGGUGGAGAUGACCGCUCCGGUGACGUGUCGUAUUGAGCCCGGCGCAGGUCCGGCGUGCGAGUCCACCUUCACCGUGUCCUUCUUCAUCCCAGAACAGCACCAGGCCGACCCGCCCAAACCCACCAGCCCUGACAUACACAUCGAGAACCGGCCCGAGUUCACAGCCUUUGUACGGACGUACGGGGGCUUCAGUCUUGAGGAGAUGGCCCGUGAGGAGCACCUGAAGCUGGUUGAGAGUCUCCGUAGAGAUGGCCUGGAGUUCCGAGAGGCCCCGUACUACCGAGCCGGCUACGACAGCCCCUUCAAACUGAUCAAUCGCAGGAACGAGGUCUGGCUCCUCCAAUAGGAAUGAGGGGGUGGUCUGGCUCCUCCAUUUGUGACAAAGGUGGAUCCAAGCAGUAGCAACAGGGGGGGAUCUGGCUCCUCCAAUAGGAAUGAAGGAAUACAAAUGGGUGUAUGGGGAGCGGGAACAGUCAGAAGAGAAGAGGCGAGGGGAUGUCUAUGUUAGGGGAUGCUCUGGGGUGUUUCUUCUUUGGAGCGUACAGGGAGCGGGAAGGGACUUACUGUCUGAGGUGAGGCUGGGAUGGGAAUAUAAGGAGGUCUG
Molecule: messenger RNA, 1118 nt
Organism: Engraulis encrasicolus (European anchovy)
Lineage: Eukaryota; Metazoa; Chordata; Actinopteri; Clupeiformes; Engraulidae
Product: heme-binding protein 2-like
Exons: 4
Coding region: 300-860 (186 amino acids)
Cellular component (GO): cytoplasm
Molecular function (GO): heme binding
Source: RefSeq, a predicted model, not a curated record